CCUCGUAUUGUCUCGAAAUCUCAUUCAGUGUGUAAUCAGGUAUUUAAACCAGCUGCAUUCUACCCUAGACAUCAUUCACUCUUCACUUACCAAACCAAAAACACAAAUCAACCAACAUGUUCAAGCUGGUGGCCUUCGUAGCUCUUCUCUCCGUUGCCGCGGCUAAGCCCGGCAUCCACUCCGUGGCGUACCCCGCGGUCCCUGCAAUAGCACCUGUCGCUGCGUACACUGCGGCGUACACAGCCCCUGUGGCCGCCGCUUACACUGCUCCUCCGCUGGUGGUGAGCUACGCGACGCCGGUGGCGGCGGCGUACACGGCGCCCGUGGCGGCCGCGUACACCGCGCCCGUCGCCUACUCCGCCUACUCCGCAUACUCGCCGCUCGCCUACUCCGCGUACAGCUACGCUCCCUACUCUGCCUACUACGUCUAAGAAAUCAAAGCAAUGAUUAUCCUCAAAUAUAUUAAAUUUUGAGACUACAUUAUUGUUUAAUACCUGACUUACGCUACACUUCAUUCUAACGAUUAUGCCGAAUAAAUGCGUAUAAUAAGUUACAAA
This is a messenger RNA of Cydia pomonella (codling moth), 557 nucleotides long. Its product is annotated as vitelline membrane protein Vm26Ab-like. The record is from RefSeq and is a predicted model, not a curated record. Bases 117 to 431 code for a protein of 104 amino acids. The transcript has 3 exons. NCBI's taxonomy places the organism in Eukaryota, Metazoa, Arthropoda, Insecta, Lepidoptera, Tortricidae.